Trichoderma virens Gv29-8 is the source of this 1377-nucleotide messenger RNA. RefSeq lists its product as uncharacterized. The transcript has a single exon. Lineage: Eukaryota; Fungi; Ascomycota; Sordariomycetes; Hypocreales; Hypocreaceae. The annotation marks the transcript as partial. The record is from RefSeq and is a predicted model, not a curated record. Gene Ontology annotation, molecular function: oxidoreductase activity.
CUCCAGAACCUAGUCAAGGCGUGGCAAUGGAUCAAGGACUUGCCCUCUCAUGACCCCAACUCUUUUUUUUGCAUCGCCGGCUUUCACGGCGAGCCCUUUCGCGGUCCAGGCGUAACGGAUGCUAACUGGUGGGGAGGCUAUUGCAACCACGGCAAUGUCCUGUUCCCGACCUGGCACCGCGCUUAUAUCUUGCGCCUGGAAAAUGCUCUCAGAUCUGCUCCUGGUUGCGAGGAUUUGACGAUGCCAUACUGGGAUGAGACGCUCGUUUCCGGCGAGAAGCCCAUUCCGUCCAUCUUCACAGACCCCGAAUUUGAGGGCAAACCGAACCCUCUCUGCUCGUACACUUUGCAAGAAACGCUUGUACACAAUGUCAAGGGAGCAAAUGGGCGCUACACUAAGAAAAAGGGAUAUGCUACUGUUCGUUACCCGCUCUCCGGCCUUGUUGGCAAUCCCGAGGACGAGGGACAAACAGUCAUACAUAAUACCAAGUACCCAAACCCAGGCGACAACACAAAGAUAUUGAACAAAAACGUAGCGGCCUGGCUCAACGGGACGGUCAGAAUCCCUGAUGACGGUAGCAGGGCUAGUAUUCCGGAUACUUACUCCAUUCAUCGCCGGUUCCAGAUCAGCCUUGGAGCACCCAACUACACUGUCUUUUCCAAUACCACCUCUCAGAACCAGUGGAUCAAGGACUUCAAGCCCAAGGAUAAGCACUAUGUUGUUUCUCUCGAGUCUCCCCAUAAUGCAAUGCACCUCGCCCUUGGCGGCUUCUACCAAAAGGACAAGUAUAAUGCUGACCCCAUCAUUGGGGCGAACGGCGAUAUGGGAGAUAACGAAACCGCCAGCUUCGACCCUAUAUUCUACUUUCACCACUGCUUCAUCGACUACGCCUUCUGGGUAUGGCAGAAGUUCCAUGAGAAGACUGAGAGGGGCGCCCUGGAAGUUAUUCCGUACUAUCCCGGCACCAUCGUGCCUGAUAAUGAGGCCAGCCCCUUUCUCCCGCCUGGAACCAAACUAAGCAUGGACACUUCGCUGUAUCCGUUCCGCAAGCCUGAUGAAACUUACUACUCCUCUCACGAUGUCACCAAUAUUGCUGAGCUCGGCUAUGACUACGAACCCGGAUCUCUAGAAUAUGUCUCCCGCGCACCGCUAGGUGAACUGCCUGAGAUUUCGAGCCGCAUCGUGAAGAUGAAGCGUGUGCAUAACAUCAGCCGCGCCGAAUAUUUGGGCUCUUUCGUUAUCCGCACCUUUGUUGGCACGAGCGAAGAAGACAAGGUCGAGAUCGGCCACGAGCCUGUGCUAAGCCGCCGGAAUAUUGCAGGCUGCGCAAAUUGCCAGAACAAGCUGGAAGUGGAGUCUUUGAUUCCCAUUUAUGAC